Aureobasidium melanogenum CBS 110374 is the source of this 951-nucleotide messenger RNA. RefSeq lists its product as uncharacterized. Bases 1 to 951 code for a protein of 316 amino acids. The record is from RefSeq and is a predicted model, not a curated record. NCBI's taxonomy places the organism in Eukaryota, Fungi, Ascomycota, Dothideomycetes, Dothideales, Saccotheciaceae. The transcript has 3 exons.
AUGGUACUCACCGAACUGGAUGAGAGUCUUGGAAAGAUUGACCACGACUACAAGAGAUUAUCUAAACUGGUGCCCUAUUCAGGUCUCAUCCUCACGAUCUGCUGCGUGGUUGUCUUCCUUGUGCGAGUUUAUAUCCUCGAACCUCUCGUGAUCCGCUUCACAAAACAGUACAAGCACCUUGAUCAGGCACAACGAAGGAGCUUUAUCAACCAUUAUGUGGCCGCUACCAUCAAGCUGACUUUGAUCGUCGUUGCUGUCUAUCCUGCGAUCGUCGUUCUGUCUGGACACAGGAGCUUACAGUCCUCCUUCGGCAGCCGAAAUGUCACCUAUGGUGAUGUCCUUGUAUGCGUUUUUGAGCUGUUCACCUCAAUGUACAUCUUUGAGUUGUUCUACCGGGAAAAAGUCAGCUAUAUUAGUGCUGCUCAUCACAUCGGCGCUGUAAUCAUCACGCAAACAGCCACUGUGCUCUUCCAAGAUCCGAAACAUAGACGGGAUGCCGAGCUUGAAUUUAUGCUCUGUUUACUCUGCGGAAUCUUCGAUAUUCUCGCCGAGUUGUGGCCACAUCUAGCUGUCAUUACCUAUCGCACUUGGCCUAAGAAACACGUGCUGCUCGCAGAUAUCUUUCUUGCAACUGCAAUCCUCGAGGUCAUCGGUACCGUGGUCGAAAUCAUAACUGUGUUCUCGAUCUUCUUCUCGGUGUGGAAAGAGUGGACGCUGGACUUCAAAAUUUUGACGCCAACUUUACACUUGUUGUUCAGCUGCGCACAGCUUUGGGGCGCAAGAGUAUUCUGGCUCAUGUCGCAGCAACACCGCAAAGCUGCUGAUGACGCUCUCGCAGAAAGAUCUGAGCCAAAGGAUGCAGAACCAGGAAGUUACGAUAGCAGACCUGGAGAAUACCGAGCAGAUGGUUUGAAUCAAGAUGACUCUGAUCAAGAGAACACAAUCAUAUAG